Trypanosoma rangeli is the source of this 1413-nucleotide messenger RNA. RefSeq lists its product as uncharacterized. The transcript has a single exon. The record is from RefSeq and is a predicted model, not a curated record. Bases 1 to 1413 code for a protein of 470 amino acids. NCBI's taxonomy places the organism in Eukaryota, Euglenozoa, Kinetoplastea, Trypanosomatida, Trypanosomatidae.
AUGCGAUGUUCGUUGGCAGUGCGCAAGGUGACGAAGGUGCCUACACGCAGUGUGGUGUUGGCUGACGCGCUUCGCUACCACCCGCGGUAUUCCGUCUCUCGAAAGAUGGUUCUCAGCAACUCUUUUAACAGCGUGGAUGAAAAGAACAGAUUUAUAUCUUUGCAACUCCUUCUGGAGAAGCUCAGCGGUCACGUUGGAAGACGACAGUACAAAAUGAUGUGUGACUUUACCCCUCACUUCGAUAAGCUGAAGGAGGAGGGAAUUGACUGGCAUGAACUAAAAUGGUUAAAUCGGACUGAACUCAUAGAUUUGUUUGAUAAUGUUCUCGCUCUCUCGCGCACGGAACGAGCCGUGCUUCUUGCUGCCAUUGAAGCGAAGACUUGUGGAGUUCUUCGUCGCUCCGACACGAGACACUCCACAUCAAUAUGUGUGAAUCGAGGCGUGGCGGAGCAUGGGUGGCGUUGUGGACUCUACGGCCACACAAGCGAUGUCUACUUUGAAGGAAAAGCAAAGGCAAAUCCUGCCGCGCUGCAACUAUACCAUCGCUCCUCCGUUCGUAGUGUCGAACGCUCAGGUGUACGGGUUGAGGUGAGGACGGCUCCUGACUUCUCUGUUGUGGGCCGUUUUGACCAUUCGCUUAGUCCGCGUGUCUGGAGCACACCCGAUAAUCCCGUUUUUCAGGUGUCUACGAUUGGGUACGAGUUCCGCGUUCAUCCAGAGGAUCCACGCGUCGUCCCACAAAUAGAGGCAGCUGCACAGGAGUGGGAACUUCAUGCGGCAGUCACGCAACAAGUAUUGUGGGAAAUGUUGGAGAUGUACGCUGUUGAGCGCAAUCCACAGCCGUUGGAACUAAAGCUCGGUGAGAUGGGUGCACCCGAUUGCCCCAGUGCGUACUCUAGCGCGUUCACUGUGCGAGAUGAGUCGACUGAUGAAGUAGCUGAUAAACAGGCUGCGAGAACGGAGCAACGCAUGUUGUCAGCAGAUGGUCGUGAGAUGCCCUGGUUUAGGGAGCCUUUGCCGCAACAGUUCGAGAAUGGAAUUCCGAUCAUUCUGCCCUAUGCCCCCUCCAUUGUUGUGAAGAGCUCCUUUCGUCAAGUGACGCGCUCAUCUCCUGCUGAUGUUGAGCGUCAGCUGCUACAGCCGGUUGUUGACAUAACUUGUUUUGUGCAUCCUCAAGCCUGUUUUUGGUGGAGUGAGGAGGAUGAGGAGCGGUGCCUCAACCACAUUGUUGAGUACGCCAAGCGUAUACCCUAUGCUCUUCCCUUCAACCUGUACCUUCGCGUAGACACCACGAAGAAUUUUCGUGGCGUCCCAGACAGGGUGGAGGAAAUGCGUAAGCGUCUUGAAGAGAAGUCGCACUACUUUAAUCCUCGACGCUUUCGCGAAGUUAUUGCAAAUCACCCCAAGAAGUAG